Molecule: messenger RNA, 1737 nt
Organism: Orbilia oligospora ATCC 24927
Lineage: Eukaryota; Fungi; Ascomycota; Orbiliomycetes; Orbiliales; Orbiliaceae
Exons: 6
Coding region: 1-1737 (578 amino acids)
Biological process (GO): transmembrane transport; basic amino acid transport
Cellular component (GO): fungal-type vacuole membrane
Molecular function (GO): basic amino acid transmembrane transporter activity
Source: RefSeq, a predicted model, not a curated record
AUGGCGCGAACUGAUCCCGAUAAAAAAUCCAAUGACUACGGAACAGUCAAUGACCCGGGCUCUUCGAAACGGGUCUCCUCAAUUGCAGAGUCUGAAGUAGACACCAUUUCAAUCUCGACAGACAACUCCUAUCAACUCUCAAAUUCUUCACUCCUCGAUGCGGACGAAGAAGCGCGGUUACUAAAUAAUGCAAAAGACGACGAUAUCACGAAAAAGGCGGAAAAUAAAACGCCAGCCCAGAUUAUCACCGUUUUACUACUUGGGGUCUUUAUUGCCAGUGGAGAUGGUUCUUUUGUCCUGGCUACGAACGGUGUCAUAUCUUCGGAGUUUGGCCGAUUAGACGAUGCUAGCUGGCUAGUGACGUCGUAUAUGCUUACCAUGUGUGCACUUCAGCCUCUGUAUGGGAAGCUCAGUGACAUAUAUGGCCGAAAAGCUAUGGUUUUGAUUGCAUACGCAUUCUUCGGCGUUGGUUGUCUGUACAGUGGGGUUGCGCAUUCUCUCACAGGUGUGAUUGUUGGAAGAGCAAUCAGCGGAAUUGGUGGGGCCGGAAUGAUGGUUUUAGUCAGUAUUUUGAUCACAGAUCUCGUACCCCAGCGUGACGUGGCUGCCUGGCGGGCGUAUGUCAAUAUUGCCGCUACGACGGGUAGGAGUUUAGGAGGCCCUGUGGGUGGUUAUUUAACGGACACCGUUGGAUGGCGAUGGUCUUUCGGUGGACAAGCACCACUCGUAGGUUUAGCUGGAAUACUUGUUGCUCUUCGAUUGAGCAACACUACCCCUACCCCGACUAAUACUGCGGAGCCUGCGGUACCAGAGACUCAAAAAUCAAAGCUUGCCCGGAUAGAUUUUCUUGGUUCUUUCCUCCUCGCGGUAACUAUUGUCGGAUUUUUACUAGUUCUUGACCUUGGUGGUCAAAGAUUGGCAUGGGGUUCCCCCUAUAUUAUUGGUUUAUCUAUCGCCUCUCUUAUUUUUCUCGUAUCUUUCGCUUUCGUCGAAAUAUAUGUCGCCUCCGAACCCAUAUUUCCAUUACACCUCCUCACCAAAAAUAAUAUCGCAACAAGCUAUGGAUCGCUAGCAUUUUCUACUGUUUCUCAAAUCGGGAUAAUGUAUACAGUACCCCGGUACUUCCAAAUCACACGCAACAGCUCCGUCACUGAAGCUGGAGCCCAACUUGUCCCUGCGGUUGUCGGAAACGUGAUAGGUGGCCUAAUAACUGGUAUCUCCGUGAAAAGGACUGGGAGGUAUAAGCUCAUCUUGGUACUUGCCGGAAUAAUAUCGACUGUUGCCUCAACCCUUCUAAUUCUACGCUGGAAUGGUCAUACUGGAUUCCUGGAGUCCCUGUAUAUCUUCCCAGGAGGGUUCGGUAUGGGACUAUCGCAAGCAGCUAGUUUCGUAGCGAUGACAGCAGGAUUAGAGAAGGAACACUAUGCAGUUGCGACCAUGGGUUUAUAUUUGUCGUCUAGCUUGGGGGCAGUUGCUGGUGUCAGUGCUGUCAAUGUGGUUUUAGAAAACGUGGUAAGACGAAUUUUAGGCCAAAGGUUGACGGGACCUGGAAGCGAAAAGAUUAUCGAAAAAGCGAUCAAGGAUGUCCAGUAUAUUGGCAAGUUGAAGGGAGACACUAGAGAGAUCGUAGUGUCCAGUUAUGUUACAAGCCUGAAAUAUUCUUACGGUAAGCACCUCGCGCCUAGACCGGAAAUCCCCGAGAGAAGCGAAAUCGCUCGAAAAACUGAUGUAAAAUAA